AGCAGCUCCAAGCUCGGAUCAUCCGACAGUCGGCAACAAACCGCCCGUUGGAACAGUUCACUCAGUGCACGUACCAUUUCCCGUUUCUAACCUAUUUUCAAAACAUUAUUUUAUAAUUUACAAUGGCGGAAGAGAACAACAAGCAAGAGGCUAAAAAAGAGGAGGUCCAGGACACGGCGAAGGACGUCCCGCAGGAUACAAAAGAGCCCGAGUCCAAGGAGAAGGAAAAAGAGAAAGAAGUGGAAAAAGAAGCCGCUACAGCCCCGGCGCCGGAACCUCAGCCUCCCAAGCCGCUCGUCCAUAAGACCAAUUUCGAAAAGGACGUCGUCUAUUUAUUCCAGUUUUCCAGGACGCCGGUAAUCCCGUCUCUGUCGCCGUACUGCCUCAAAGCCGAGACCUACCUCAGGCUCGCCGACAUCAAAUACGAGAAUGUAGACCAUAAGACAAAGUUUAAGUCUAAGAAAGGAUUAUUACCUUUCAUUGAAUUAAAUGGAGAAGAAAUAGCAGAUUCUGCUGUUAUCAUUAAAGAGUUAGGACAAAAAUUUGGCAAAGACCUUGAUGCCGGAUUAGACAACAACCAAAAAAACAUCUCGCAUGCUAUGAUUUCAAUGAUUGAAAAUCACCUAUUCUGGGUUGUAAUGUGGUGGAGGACAAAGCACCCUGAUAAUAUCAUCAAAGGAUAUAAAAUGAACCUCCAACAUUUUCUUGGCAGUAAAAUCCCACUAGGAGUUCUCAACUUUUUCUUCAAACUUAGUUACAGUCGAAAAGGCUGGAAAAAAGUUAAAGCCCAUGGAAUCGGCGUUCACAAACCAGAAGAAAUCAUGGAAUUUGGACAAAACGAUCUUAAAGUUUUAUCUGAAAUAUUGGCCGACAAACCAUUUUUCUUUGGAGAUGAACCUACAACGUUGGAUGUAGUGGCAUUCGCUAAUUUAGCACAAAUAUAUUUUAUUGAAAAAGACAUGCAUUACCCACUUCAAGAAUUCAUGCAAGAAAACUGUGCUAACCUUGUUGGACAUGUGAAUAGAAUGAAAGACAGGUGUUUUCCUGAUUGGGAAGAUAUAUGCACAACACUAGACCUCAACUCUCAUCUCCCAAAACCUCCACCAGAAGAAAAGGAAUCAAAAGGAAAAGAUGAAGAAAAAAAAGCUGAGAAGGAAGGAGAUGAAGGUGAUGAAAAAGAAAAGUCCGAGAAAGAAACUGAAAAAGAGAGUGAAAAGGAGAAUGCUGACAAGGAAAAUAAAGAAAAAGAGAAAGAAGAAAAGUAAACACCUUAACAAGGAAUAUUAAGUACCCAAACAUCACCUCCUUCGACUCUUUUCCAUCACUUCAAUAUCGGCUAUCAAACAAAACAUCAGAUUAUAAAUUUGACCUUUUUUCUCCUCUCCCUUAAUACAUAAAGCAUAUCCCAUGUUCACUCAAACAUGAGUAAAAGCAUGUAUAGAUCUAUUGUGAAUGUGUCCAUGGUAUGCAUGAAAGUACUUUAUGUACUUGUGGGUGUGUGUAUGUGAGUGUUAUGAAAUAUUUAACUCCAUUUUCUAUACUUUUGUUGUCUACAGAAUAUGAAAAGGUUUAAUUUUUUUUUAUAAUUAAGGACAGAAUUAAAAUUUAUAUGUGGGCAUUAGAGCUGGAUGAAAAGUUCAAAGAUCAUUUCGUACUCGAAAUUUCUUAGAAGAUUUUCAUACAGUGAUAGGUAAUUUUUAUGAACUCUAGCUAGAUAGGUAAAAGUGUAGAUUCAGAAUGAUAUUAAUAAACACAUUUUAUACGUGACUUAUACUGUUUAGAAUUUUUCAUAAUUUUUUAAUGAGCAUGUAGAUAAUUUCAGUCAUGACAAACAAUAGAAAAUAGACAAAAACGCUCAAAAUUGUCAUAUGCUCAAAAAAAAGUUAAUUCAAUGCGCUAUUUUAAUUUACAAAUUUUUUUUUUUUAAGAUG
Cimex lectularius (bed bug) is the source of this 1931-nucleotide messenger RNA. It is a transcript of the gene fax, whose product is annotated as failed axon connections. The record is from RefSeq and is a predicted model, not a curated record. Bases 123 to 1265 code for a protein of 380 amino acids. Gene Ontology annotation, cellular component: cytoplasm. NCBI's taxonomy places the organism in Eukaryota, Metazoa, Arthropoda, Insecta, Hemiptera, Cimicidae. The transcript is spliced from 7 exons.